Daucus carota subsp. sativus is the source of this 1966-nucleotide messenger RNA. RefSeq lists its product as uncharacterized. The transcript has 2 exons. Lineage: Eukaryota; Viridiplantae; Streptophyta; Magnoliopsida; Apiales; Apiaceae. The record is from RefSeq and is a predicted model, not a curated record. The coding region runs from base 12 to 1154 and encodes 380 amino acids.
CCUGGAAGAAGAUGGCCAACGACUCUUUUGCUGUAGCCUUAAGGAAUUUGGGGGGAACCCAUACAAUUCCGAAACCUGCUUCCAAAUCCAAGUCCGGAUCGGGAAAAAAUGAUGAAUCCGGGUCCUCCCGGCAGGAAGCGACUGGUGGGGAGUCCAGUGUUGCUGUGGAAAAGGUUGCUCUCGGGGUGGCUGUGGAGGUCGAAGAGUCUGGCAGCCCGGAUCUGGUUACCCGGGGGACAAAGAGGAAACAACCCUCGGGGAGGAAGGCUCCUGCGAAGGUUCCUAAGGCCAAGGCUGGCCGGGGUAAGGAGAUAAUGGCGGAGUCUGAGUCUGAUACUGAUGAGAGUGAGGACCCGGAGAGGGAGGAUACCCGGGUUGUUCUUGGUGCUGGCAAGUACUCGGCCAGGGAGAUAAUCAAGUUGAUGUCUGGUAUCCCGACUGAUGAGGACUGGGUGAAGAUGGAUGACACCGGGUUGGUGAAUACUUUCCGGGAGAUCGGGAGUCUUUGGGGGCAGCUUGGGGCUCGGCUGGCCGGGUUCAACACCAUGGCUUUUGAUGUUAUCAAGUCGGAAAGGGAUACUGCUGACGCGUGCGGGGAGCGGACCCGGAAAGCUGAGUCAAGCUUAGCUCAGGAAAGGUCGGCAAAGGAGAAGUUGGAAUCCGAGAUGGAUAAGCGGGUGAAGGAGGUCGAGACCCGGAUGCAGGCUGAGUGGAAGAAGAAAGUAGACGAUGCCGAGGCUCGGGCUGCUGAUGCUGAAAAGAAAGCGUCCGGGUUCGAGGGGGAAGUGGGCGUCCUGAAGAAAACCUUGGAGGAGAGAAAGGAGGCCGGGGUGGUCAUUGCCGAAUUCCAGAAUUCAACAGCCUAUGCUGAUGCUCUUAAUCAUGCCGCGGCAGCGGAGGUGGUCCGGUGUUGGCAUGUGGCCGAGCGACAUAUUAAAUCCGACCCGGGGGCUAACCUUCAGAGUUUCAUUGAGUUAUAUCUUGCUGCGAAGGAUAACAUAAAAGCCGGGAAGGGGGAACCUGAGCCUUACGAAGGUCCAUCCCCUAGCUUUAUUGCUCGCGCCAACCCGGAUGUCUCCACUGCUUCGGAUGUACCUGUUGACCCGGGCUCUAAUGUCAGCAUUCCCCCGGCGAAUGACCCUCCUGUCAAUUAGUCCUUGUCUUCUUUGAUUCUGAAAAUGUUCACUGAAACGAUCUUUUGUACCUCUGAAUUUGUUUUGCUGGAUUUGAAUAUUUGCCCGAGGUCUUUGUAGACCCGGGAUUGUGGAUGUUUGUUUUGAUGCUCUUUAUCAAAUAUUGUCUCGCCGUUUUUACUCAUGUGUGCUUUUGCCUUGCGGAUGCUUUUAUCUGUUUUACAUGAUCGUCAUUGUUUUCUAAGUAAAUAGAAGUGGAUGGACCCGGGUGACUUUUACCCGGGUUGGGUGCUUAGAUGUGUUUGCUCUUAGAUAAUUUUCUAAGUAAAUAAAAAUGGAUGGACCUGGGUAAUAUCUACCCGGGUUGACUGCUUUAAGGUGUUUGCACUUAGAAAUUUUCUAAGUAAAUAAAAGUGGAUGCACCCGGGUAACAUCUACCCGGGUUGACUGCUUUAAGGUGUUUGCACCUAGAAAAUUUUCGAAGUAAAUAAAAAUGGAUGGAUCCGGGUAGAUCUUUCCCGGGUUGAUUGCUUUAUAUAUGUUUGCACUUAAAAAACUUUUUCCAAGUAAAUGAAAUGGAUGGACCCGGGUAGAUAUUUCCCGGGGUGAUUGCUUUAUAUAUGUUUGCACUUAGAAAACUUUUUCUAAGUAAAUGAAAUGGAUGGACCCGGGAAGAUCUUUCCCGGGGUGAUUGCUUUAUAUAUGUUUGCACUUAGAAAACUUUUUCUAAUGAAAUGGAUGCACCCGGGUAACAUCUACCCGGGUUGACUGCUUUAAGGUGUUUGCACUUAGAAAACAUUUUCUAAGUAAAUAAAUAUGGAUGGACCCGGGUA